AUGCCUGCUGACCAGGGGUCCCUUUACGGGAAGCCCCGCGCUAAAAAAGACAAUAAUGAGCAAACAGCUUCGAAUAUGGCGUUUUCCUCCCAACUCUCAUCGCUCAUCGCUCAAGGUACAAGCAAUGCACCUUCGCGAGGGCGCCAGCGUCCAUCCAAGAAUCCGAAGUCGGACAUAUUCUCAAAGCAAAACAAAGGAUCCCAGAAACGCGCUGCUGCAGACCUCUUAGAUGACAACCGGGCACUCAAACAGGUUCACAGGGGCACCAAAGAUAUCGGCUCUGUCGACACUGCCACCCUGGGCCGGUCCCGGCGUCGCAUGGAGGAGAAAGCGCGGAUGUACGAUGAUAUGAAGAAAGGCCUAUACCUUGCUGGUGAUAGCGAUGACGACGACAAUGCUCCGAUUGAUCCAUCCGACCCGGAUGCUUAUUUGAAACGACUACGACGCAAGGAGAAGGAGGGAUUGGUAGACUUUGAUUCCAAGUAUGCAAACGCGGAAGAAUUCAAACGCGACGAGUCGGAUGAUGAUGUGGCUUCAGUCAUAUCCUACGAAGAUGAGUUUGGUCGUUCCCGCCGCGGGACUCGCGCGGAGGCUGCUGAAGCUUCCCGUGCCAAGGAUGAAGCAGCUGGCGUCGACUCUGCCCGGGAGCGUUGGCGACCCGAGCGACCCGAUAAUCUGAUCUAUGGAGAGGCCGUUCAAACCGAAGCUUUCAACCCAGAUUCCGACGCAGCCUUACGAAUGUCUCAUCUUGCAGCUCGUCGUGACCGCUCGCCUACUCCGCCUGAAAACAAACACUACAAUGCCGAGGAUGAGGUGCGCAAUCGUGGCACUGGCUUUUAUACAUUUUCCACGGAUGAAGAAGAGCGCAAGCAACAGAUGGAACAGCUCAAGACCAUGCGGGAGCACACUAUUUCCAAGCGGCUCUCCGCGCAGGAAGAAGCUGCGCAGCGGAAGGCCAAGUAUGAAGCGAGGGUUCAAAAAUGCAUCAGGUUCUUUGCUCGGCGUAAGGAGAUGCAGGAGGAGGCUCGACGCGAAAGGGAACUCAACCCCUCUCCUCCACCUGAUCCACAUGACAUGCCUGAUCCGGAGCUUGACUUGCUGCCUCUUGCGUACCGGAAGCCCAGUUAUGUCCCUGAGUGUGUGAGAACGCAUGCCCGAUUGUUCGAGACGAUACCCUGGAACCCAGAGCACAAGAAGCUCAAAGACCCAUCGACCGGGGGAGAGUUAGACUCGAAAGAGCCACGAUAG
Molecule: messenger RNA, 1248 nt
Organism: Penicillium olsonii
Lineage: Eukaryota; Fungi; Ascomycota; Eurotiomycetes; Eurotiales; Aspergillaceae
Source: the annotation of a GenBank genome assembly